This is a messenger RNA of Echinostoma caproni, 1473 nucleotides long. The record is from the annotation of a GenBank genome assembly. NCBI's taxonomy places the organism in Eukaryota, Metazoa, Platyhelminthes, Trematoda, Plagiorchiida, Echinostomatidae.
GUUCCCAACCCGAAACAUUUGUUGUGCACCACAUUCGAGCUGCGGUCACGAAAUCCCAGUGUAUCCCGGUGGUCUUAUUUGGAAAUGCAGUUAAAUCAAACCGGCACUCCUCCCGGAAGUGACCUAUUCACCUCAUUCAUUCUGAUCACUCAUGAACGAGGAGAGCUCCCGUUCAGCGCGUACGAUCGCCACAUACAGACCAGCCUGAUCCCCGGCUCAGACGUGUCUGUCUACUUUUCCAAAUCAAUCACAGCCCGUUUAAAUACGGCUCGCAAUCCGUGUCACGUGAGCCCGGAUAUAAGUUUACUCCAAUCCGGGUCGGAAUCAAGCCAGGCGAGUGGUGGUGCUUUAGACGGGGUGGAUGGAAAGCUGAACGCUUUCGGGAUGAUAGAGGAUACCGAAACAGUCCGUCCGGGGAACAAAGAUGCAUGGGAACUGGAUUUUCUCGAUCAACUUCGAAUGAAUCGAACAAUACGGACACAACCGCAUCUGAGCUCGACCAAUAUGGCCACAUUGAAAGGCAGCACUGUCAAACUGUUUGGCACCACUUUCUUCUACAGUCGCGAAUCCUGUGGAUGGGCUGAAUGCUCCCGAAAAGUACGUCAAGUGUGCAAUUGUUCUUCCGUGGUCGAAUUAUGGAGCUAUAAAAUGCGCGGGUGCGAACACGUGGAAGCAUGUGAACGUGCCGAAUGUCAAGUCAAACAGAUCUCCUACAAAACAUGUCCGCUGGCUUGUGUGGUGGCAAAAUUUGUUAAGCAUAACACAAUCACCGAGACCGGAUCGGAAGCGAAUCUGGCCCCCGGGGCAAUCCAAGUGAAACUGGUCCGAAGUGAAGCGGUCCAAGUGGCAACGGAGGAAGAAAUUUUCUCACUGGCCAAAUUAUUCUCCGAAGUCGGCGGUUUGUGCUCACUGUUCAUCGGUUUCAGUUGUAUCUUUCUAUUCGAACUGGUUGAGGCAAUCAUUCUGAUGUACAAAGAUGGAAAACCGCCAAACAGGGAACCGAGCGGAACCACUAACCUCGCGAAUGCCAGUACUGCACGCCUAGUUCUAUCCAAUCAUGAUAUUCGUUCGAGUAGUGGUGGUCACCGAAAACCCGUUCGAUCCGGGGAUAUGAGCAGUGUGGUGGAAAAUCCCGCAGCAGAAGCAGCAGCAGCAGCGGUUGAUGAUGAAUCUGCGGUAAAUACGGCAUCGUUUCUGCAUAGGAAUGGGAAAGCAGGUGGAACGACGACUGAGACUCAUGUGUGUACAGAAGAAGAACAAGAACAAGAAAAACAAUCGGCCAAUGGUCUCGGUUGUGAAUUUCCUCCAAUGAACGGAACGGGUCUGUCGAAUGUCAGAGAGACCAUCACAACUCGUCUUAAGCCGUAUCAGCCCACAUGGGAAGGGAAUGUGCUGAUUCUCCCGGUAUGUUUUUUACCGGGAGGAUUGUUAUCAANUAUCAAUACGUCACAGAUAUUUAUCCACAACCAGUAA